AUGCCUCGCCCGAAAGUUCUUCCCAGCGAGAGGCGUCGUGCCGCUGAGGCCUGCAACUUCUGUCGUGAGACCAAGAAGAAAUGCAGCGGCACGGCCCCUUGCUCUCAUUGUCUUCGCAGAGGCAUUGGAUCUCAAUGUGUUAUUACACUCCGUCCACGCGGUUCCAGAAACAAGUCUGUCUCUGAAGAUUCUGGCCCCAGAACACAAACCAUACGCCCAAAUGCCACUGGUCUGGGACUACACAGUGACAUACUAAGUCAUGAAACGGGACGCACUCAAUCCUUUUCGGUUUCUGCAACUGAUUUCAGUGGCCAAGAAGGAGGGAAAGAGCUGCGUAGCUCAUCCUUUCGACCCCCAUCGCCAUCGGAUUCCCGGCCUAGUCUCGGUGCGCCUGAGAGCCCACAAAGUCGACGACAGCAUCGUGCAUCGGAUGCGUCAUCGGUAUCAGGGAAUCCCCAUUCUAGGAUGCUCUUGAACUUACGUGGCGAGAGAGUAUACAUCGGGGGUGCUGCGUCAUUGUCUUUUUUGCAGCUUGUGCGAUCUAUUGUUGCUGAGCAGAUUGGCCCAUCACAGUUCUCGCACAAUGAUAAGAGUGACACCAUGCUGGAGAAGGAGUCUCCAAGCUCAACCCGAAAUUUACCAGCGUCUAUUAUCCCAGACUUGGAUAUUGAUACCAAAAUUACAUACUCACAAUGUUAUCGCGCUGUGACAGAGGGAUUCAUAGACAUCUUUGGACCAACUGAGAUUGAGGAAUGCUUUACUCUGACUGAUGGUUCGGCGUCUAGCCCGCAAAAGCAAGCGGCGUUGGGCAUGGUUAUAGCCAUUGGGGCUCAAUGCAAAUCAGCUGCAAGUGCCCGAGACAUUGCGCCAGGCUACUUUCGACAAGCUCAAACCCAUGCAUUCAGCGGGAUGUUGGAAGACCCCGAUAUUGACGUUGUACGGUCCUUUUUGCUUAUGGCAUUUUACCUACUAGGGGAAUGCGAAGGAACGCCGCAUUUAUGUACCUGGGAAUUGCCACACGGGCUGCAAAUCCGAAUUUGGAUCAGCUUGCGCAUCGUUGAUAUGCUUGUCAACUCCAUAUUGGGACGACCCGCAGCUACGGCAGGACUGAAUUCCGACAUCAAUUCCAUACUUGAAGAUAUAUCUCAAACAGAAAAGACGGACGAAAUGGCUAGACUUAUUGCCUCUCAUCAAAUCGUGUCCAUUCUCAACGGUAUCGUUGACACACUGUACGACCGAAAGGAGAUAUCUACAUCCGUCGUCGAGAGCCUUCUAAACGAAAUUGAGUCGUGGUCACAAAAUCUACCUAGCUGUCUCCGAUCACCUGCAAGGGCCGCGACCUUAUCUGGCUCGAAUUAUACCAAGGGCGCCAUUGGAAGCGUCCAUGUUUCGUGCUUGUACUACUUUGCAGUUACUCUCGUCACGAGGCCCAUCCUCAUAUCAACACUCACAGCCCCAUCAGCAAGUGCGGGUAUUGCUCAGUCGCAACUGGCUUCAGCAUGUUUGGAUGCUGCUGUUUACCUGGUUCAAACAUGCGUUGAUGCACGAACGGUGGAUAUUUUGUACGGAAACAUGUGUAUCAUGAAAGCUUUAGUAUUUGCUGCUGGAUUGGUGCUGGGAUUUGAGAUUUUCGCCAAGCGGUCGAUUGAGUACGACAUUGAAACAGCAUUCACUGGUGCCAGAGACAUCCUCAAUUUCUUGGCCACACAGAGCCCACAAGCGGCACAUUACUAUGAAAUAUUGACUCUGUUAUCCAACGCCAUCUCCAAACAGCGCCAAAAUACUGGCACGACUGGGAGAAGCAGAUAUGUAUCCAAAAUAUUCACGCUUCAAGACACCAAGGAGUUGCCUUCGGAUGAGCUCAGAGACGAGCCGGGUCGGCGUACUCCCUUUGCCGGUGGAUUGAUCCCUACAUUAUCUGAAGAUGCCGGAAACUGGCUGAACGGCAAUGGAACUCCUGCGGAGCCUGGACAGGAGGUGUUUCUAGGGUGGGAUAGCCUCGAUAUAUCGCAGUGGGAUAACUUUCCGUUUGUUACGUGA
Molecule: messenger RNA, 2040 nt
Organism: Pochonia chlamydosporia 170
Lineage: Eukaryota; Fungi; Ascomycota; Sordariomycetes; Hypocreales; Clavicipitaceae
Product: fungal specific transcription factor
Exons: 5
Coding region: 1-2040 (679 amino acids)
Biological process (GO): positive regulation of transcription from RNA polymerase II promoter by galactose
Cellular component (GO): nucleus
Molecular function (GO): DNA-binding transcription factor activity, RNA polymerase II-specific; RNA polymerase II cis-regulatory region sequence-specific DNA binding; zinc ion binding
Source: RefSeq, a predicted model, not a curated record